Messenger RNA from Adineta ricciae, 1062 nucleotides. Lineage: Eukaryota; Metazoa; Rotifera; Eurotatoria; Adinetida; Adinetidae. The record is from the annotation of a GenBank genome assembly.
AUGACACUCACAACAUUAACUCAGUUAGAUCCGAAAAGAAAAAGUUUCCUGCUUCGAUCUCUUUAUGAAAGCAAGUUAAUUACUGUGGAAAGGCAAAGUAAACCGACCGAUCAAAGUGUUUUGCUUCUUGAACGUGCCGAUCUUACCGAUGUCAUACUUGGUACAACACGAGAUUCUCGCAAAGAUGAUUUUUCAAGAGAAAAUUUUAUUUCCUGGAUGGAUGUGUAUCUAGCUGGUGUUACUCUGAUCAAUGCGUCAUUUCGUCAUGUUCGCUUAGAUUGUGCUAAUUUUAAGAACGCUCGCAUGGAUUCUGUUGACUUCAGUUUUAGUUACAGCAGCUUAUUCCCAUGUUUUGGUAUUGAUAGAAUGUGUUCGAUAGACUUCAGCGAAAGUUCAUUGGUCAAUGCGAAUUUGAAUCAUGCCGGCUUCUGCGGUGGAAAUUUUCAUUCAGUUAAUCUAACCUUGGCCAAUUUAUCUUAUCUCGAAUGCUCAGAUUGUUCAUUUAGCUUUGCAGUGUUCGAUAGAAUGGAAAUGAGUUUCGCUUCUUUCAGGGACUUUUAUUCUUAUAAGUCAGGAGACGAUUUCACAUUUUCAGAAUUCAGAGACACAGUAGUUCAUGGAACUUAUUUUCAAACAGCAAAUUUUCAGGGAUCGAAAUGGUUGAAUGUAAGUGCACAAGAAAUAACGUUGGAUAAAUGUUCGUUGAACUCAGUGGUACUCAACGACUGCUCGUUUAGUAAUGCAAAUUUCAAAUAUACGUCAUUCGUCGAAGCCAAACUGUCUCACAUUGAUUUGAGUUUCAGUACAUUGCGGAAUGUUACUUUCCGUAACGCUGAAUUUUAUCAAGUGAAUUUCAGUUCUAUUGUGUGUCACUGGUGUGAUUUUAAGGAUGCUACUUUCAAAGGCUGCAUUUGGGACAAUUCCACGUUUCGACAUUCAAAUUUUCGCGAUUCAAACAUUUCUUUAGAAGAAUUACAACAGAUUGUUGACUUCACCGGAUCCGUCUUACCUAAUGGAACUCGUUUUGAAAAUAACAACGACAUUCAUCGCCAAAUGUAUUAG